Messenger RNA from Procambarus clarkii (red swamp crayfish), 1142 nucleotides. The record is from RefSeq and is a predicted model, not a curated record. NCBI's taxonomy places the organism in Eukaryota, Metazoa, Arthropoda, Malacostraca, Decapoda, Cambaridae.
CUCAGUCACGAGGUAUCCACUGAGCAGUCGCCAUGGCCAGGACCUACAAGGUAUGGAUUGUUAUAGCUGUGGUCCUGUUGACCUUAAACCUGGUCUAUUCAUUCAGCAUCUACGACUUACUCUUCCCCCGGCCCAGGUUUCCUUCAAGAGAAAAUGUGAAGAAACGUCUCCGGAUGAUGCUGCCAUUGGACGAGUCGAACACGUGGAAUGGCUACGACGACGAGGGAUUCACCAGGAAUGGACGCAGUCUCAAACACUCGAAUCUUGGCUUGGACAUAUCACAGGCCAUGUGGCCUUGGCCUCUUGACUUCGCUGCUGAGAGAGGCCGGCAGAUGUGAGGAGUGUGAAAGCUGGUCAAUCCGUCAUCUCAAGCAACAGGUCGCAUUUUAUACGUUGCGGUAAAGAACGUUACAAAUGCAACCUACCAUGACAAGUAACGGCUCACAAAUAUCAACGUUUCCCCAUGCAACGGACUCGAAAGGUUAGGUGGGUUGCUGGGGUUCGUGCGUUUCAGGUUAGUUCAGGAGGUGGGAUUUCUGACGCAGUGGCACACCAGGAGACCGGGCCGCGCGAAGACCACCUCGAGUCAAGAACACGAAACCAUUCCUUUAUAGUCUGGGUCUGUGACCAUCUCGAGGAACAGGCUUGAACGACUCCGGCCGCUGGUCAUCUUUAACCGUGUUUUGAUGGUAGGUCGUCCUUGAACAUAGGUAGUAGGUCAUUCUUGACCAUAGGUCGGAAGUUAUCCUUGACCAUAUUUUGGUAGGUCGUCCUCUACCACUUGUACAGCUUAAUGGGGUUAAAAGGGUAAUCUAUUUUUUCAAUUUUUUCGGAUAGAAAUACAACUAAUUUUGCUACAUUUUAUUGAGUGGUGCACUUUAGAAUUGCUUAUCAAACACUUUAAGCAUUUACGAUAUUUAGUGUAUUGUAUUUUACUUCUGAAUGCUUAUUGUAUCAUUAUUUUUCUAUUGUUUUAGUUAAGAUUGUAGCUUGUAUUGUGAAUGUUGUCUCUGUUAUUUAUUGUUGUAAUUAUUACUGUUGAAAUUUAUAUAGUUUUGUUAUUAUUUAUUUAUUUUUCUUAAUUUAAAUUUUAUUAAUAUUGUUGCUAAUAGUAAAUUUGAUUUAACAAAUAUUGUUUUUAA